CGUCAGUGUGAUACGCGAUCUCGCUAAAUGAGCCGAAUAAAUUGUGUUAACUGACUCUUGUUUGAACCGACUUUGAUUGGUAUUCAUAGUUGUACCCUCUGCCGUUAUAUAUUCCAAGGAAUACGACGAUAUGGGUCGGCUGGUGCGAUCGUGCAGUGGAGAAGUAAAUGUAAACAAAUGCGAAGGAAUGUGCACCAGUCAAGUUCAGCCAUCUGUUGUGACAGCUACAGGUUUUUUAAAGGAAUGCUUUUGCUGCAGAGAAAACUACUUACGCGAGCGAUUAGUGACUCUUACUCAUUGCUAUGAUCCAGAUGGUCUUAGAUUUGAUGAUGAAGAUAAUGCUGUUAUGGAAGUCAAAUUAAGAGAACCAGAUAACUGUAAAUGCCAUAAAUGCGGAGAGUUUAGUCGAUAAUACUGCUUUUCUAAGGUACCUACCUACCAGUGUAUGACGACUUGUCCAUGACAUUAUUAGGCGCUUGAUAUAAUGUUAUUUUGAAACGUAAAUAUUAGAUAGGUACCUACCUACUUAAGUAUUCUACAAUAUUAUUUAGUUAGAAGUUUAAGACUGUAACUAUAUGUUAUUAUUAUGGUCAAGGUCAAAAAUGUAGUAUAGUCCAAUAAGGUAAAUAAUAAUAUCUUUAAAAAUACGUAAUACCUAAGUAAAAUUAAUGUGUGUGCAUAAAAGUGUUAAGUAAUAUGAUUAAAUGUAAAAUACAACAGACAUUUACAGCUGAAAUCAGCAGUACCUAGAAUAUUUAUAUUUCAGGGUAAGUUAAGCUGAGGCAGUUGUUUUUCUACUGUUUUAUUAUUAUGUAACUUUUUGUGCUAAUAUUGGUCAAAAGUACCCAAUUUUUUAACUUCAAAUUAUGAGUG
Molecule: messenger RNA, 873 nt
Organism: Amyelois transitella
Lineage: Eukaryota; Metazoa; Arthropoda; Insecta; Lepidoptera; Pyralidae
Gene: Pburs
Product: partner of bursicon
Exons: 4
Coding region: 131-412 (93 amino acids)
Biological process (GO): G protein-coupled receptor signaling pathway
Cellular component (GO): bursicon neuropeptide hormone complex; extracellular region
Molecular function (GO): G protein-coupled receptor binding; neuropeptide hormone activity
Source: RefSeq, a predicted model, not a curated record